GACGCCGCCACCCCAGAACCUCCUGCGCAGCCCAACCAUGGUCAACCCUACCGUGUUCUUUGACAUCGCCGUCGACGGCGAGCCCUUGGGCUGCGUCUCCUUCGAGCUGUUUGCAGACAAAGUUCCAAAGACAGCAGAAAACUUUCGUGCUCUGAGCACUGGGGAGAAAGGCUUUGGUUAUAAAGGUUCCUGCUUUCACAGAAUAAUUCCGGGAUUUAUGUGCCAGGGUGGUGACUUCACACGCCAUAAUGGCACUGGUGGCAAGUCCAUCUAUGGGGAGAAAUUUGAUGAUGAGAAUUUCCUCCUGAAGCACACGGGUCCUGGCAUCUUGUCCAUGGCAAAUGCUGGCCCCAACACAAACGGUUCCCAGUUUUUCAUCUGCACUGCCAAGACUGAGUGGUUGGAUGGCAAGCAUGUGGUCUUUGGCAAGGUGAAAGAGGGCAUGAAUAAUGUGGAAGCCAUGGAGCGCUUUGGGUCCAGGAAUGGCAAGACCAGCAAGAAGAUCACCAUUGCUGACUGUGGACAAAUCUAAUAAAUUUGACUUGUGUUUUAUCUUAA
Molecule: messenger RNA, 558 nt
Organism: Balaenoptera musculus (blue whale)
Lineage: Eukaryota; Metazoa; Chordata; Mammalia; Artiodactyla; Balaenopteridae
Product: peptidyl-prolyl cis-trans isomerase A-like
Exons: 1
Coding region: 38-532 (164 amino acids)
Biological process (GO): protein folding; protein peptidyl-prolyl isomerization
Molecular function (GO): peptidyl-prolyl cis-trans isomerase activity
Source: RefSeq, a predicted model, not a curated record